UAUCACAGGCACACACCUCCCUCAGUGCCGCCUCAUCAUCCCCUCCCCUCACUGCCACGCCCUGCCAUCAUGUCGUCCCAGCGAUGCUUCCGCGCCGCCCUGGCCACUGGUGGAGUCCUGAGAAGCGCUUGCCGCCCCGCGCUACUCACAGCCUCGAUGAGGCCAGUUAUCUGCACCACCCAGAAGAGAGGCGUGAGUCUUGCCGCCGCCGCUUACCAGCAGGCCGCUGCCCGCCAGCACGAGGCUCCAGCCUGUAGCGUUGCGUCUGCGGUGGCUAAGGAUGACAUUCUGACGGUGAAGUUUGGGAAUGGGACGGAGGGUCAGCUGCCCUUCGUGUGGUUGCGGGACAACUGCCAAUGCCCUCAGUGCUUCAGCGUCGAGGCCUUGGGCAGGAAGCUCCUCAUGGACGAUCUUGACAUUGAUGUUCAUCCGACCAAAGUCCAGCAGGAAAGCGACAGUGGACUGACGGUGGAGUGGAGUGAUGGCCACAUGGGUGAGUACCCCGCCCAGUGGCUCAAGGAGAGAGCCUUCACGCCCACCGCCCGUGCCUUGCACAAGAUGAGAUACGCGGUUCGAAAGGAAGCGUGGGGCGCCGAACACACCAUGAAGGAAUACGACUACAGGACGCUGAUGGCCGACGACCGGGAGCUGCUGGACUGGCUGCUGACUAUGGAGCGCAAGGGGUCAGCCAUGGUAAGGAACACGCCGCAGAAAGACAUAGCAGGACCGGAGCUCAUCGAGCACAUCGCCUACGUCAAGCAGUCCCACUACGGGCCACACUCGCCCGUCAUCAACCGACCCAACACCAAUAACGUGGCCUUCACCAACGCCAAGCUGGGCAUGCACAACGACCUGCCGCAGUACGAACACAUGCCCGGGAUCAUCUUCAUCCAGUGCGUGGCGCAGCACCCCGGCGCCGGCGGGGAGAGCAUCGUCACUGACGGACUGUUCGCCGCCGAGGAGCUGCGCAGGAACCACCCGGAGGACUUCAAGAUCCUCUCCUCCACCGACAUGUACUUCUGGGACAAGGGCCACGCCAACUACAGCUGGGAGAUGCCAGAGUUCUACAAGAUUGCAAAGUUCCCAGUCAUCAGGAUCAACGGCGACAACGAGGUGGUGCAGAUCGCCGUCAACAACGCCAUCCGCGACUCCCACAUGGACCUUCCCCCCACAGGAGGUCAAGAAAUACUACGCUGCCUACAAGCGCUUCCACAACAUCCUGUACGCCAACGCCAUGACCUUCAAGAUGGAGCAGGGAGACAUGAUGACCCUGGACAACGUGCGGUGCCUGCACGGGCGUGAGGGUUACGAGGCCAACAGUGAGCGCCACAUUGAGUCCUCCUACCUCGACUGGGACGAGGCUCGCUGCCGCCGACGUCGCCUUCAGGAGAAGUUUGGCUGCUGAAUAUGAAGGUUUCAGACUUUGUAGCUGUUUGUUGUAGUAGAUGGUGUGCAGUAGGAAAUGUGUUUUGAGAGGCAAGAGGCAUGAGAUCAGUACAGCGGUAGGUGGUGUAAUGACUUGCGAUGCUUGUUAACAUAGUAUCCAUGAUGCAGCGGAAGAAACCAUCAAGUAUUUAGCUAGGUGACCCAGUGUGUGCGUAAUGUGUUAUCGACUUUCUUUUUCUUUCUUUUAUAUAAAUACCAAAUUAUAAGUUUGUUGAAGUGCAUCUUCCACAUCACUCUAUCUAUGCACAUAAUGUGCUGUUUUUUUGUUUUUUUUUUCGCACUCGCUGAAGAUAGCAAGGCAGUGUGUGGCGGCGGCUGUGCCGCAUCAUAAUCUCUGAAGGUCACAGAUAUCUUACCUGUGUGUGUGUGUGUGUGUGUGUGUGUGUGUGUGUGUGUGUGUGCGCGUGUCGUGUGCGUGUGCGUGUGUGCGUGCGCGUGCGGACCAUCAUAACACUGUCACGCUGUUACCAGUCGUGUUUUUCUUUCAUGAUCAUCAUGUCAUUCAUAAAAUAUUUCGCCGUGUAUUAUUCCUCCCAGGGAGAACACCCACUAUAAAUUAUUUUGCUUAUCACUCAUCGGCCCGAGUGGGCGCCCCUCACAUCACUGGACGAGCGUCCCGGGGCUGCCACGUGUGUGCGUGUCUGUCAUCUUUCGCCGUCGUGAUCAUCCCACACCACAAACCUUUGGUGAUUCCCGCCGCGCACCACACGCGUCUGUUGAAUGUUUGUGAAUAGGAAAAAAAAAAAAAAAAAAGAUAAUACUCAAAUCGUGAUUCCGCUUCAGACAACAUUGUCUGUAGAGGAUUGUGUUAUGCUGUGACUGUUUUCGUGUUAAUUAGUGUGGAGGAAGCAGUGCGGUGCGGGGAGGUGCAGCAACAAGGCAACAACGCUGCUGUUUGAUCUAGAUAUACAUAAUAAAAAAACAAUAUUUUUAUAAAA
Scylla paramamosain (green mud crab) is the source of this 2384-nucleotide messenger RNA. RefSeq names its product gamma-butyrobetaine dioxygenase-like. Gene Ontology annotation, biological process: carnitine biosynthetic process. Gene Ontology annotation, cellular component: mitochondrion. Bases 70 to 1302 code for a protein of 410 amino acids. The transcript has 9 exons. Lineage: Eukaryota; Metazoa; Arthropoda; Malacostraca; Decapoda; Portunidae. Gene Ontology annotation, molecular function: oxidoreductase activity. The record is from RefSeq and is a predicted model, not a curated record.